AUGGUUUUCUCCAAGGGAGCAGCUCUUGCUGCUCUGUGCGCUCUUGCGAUUUUUGCCAAACCCGCAUUUUCCGGUUCCAAUGAGCAAUUGCCACUUUUGAAAGACUUCGAUGAGUCUGGUGUACUUGGCGCUCUCUAUCGGCCCAACUCUACAAGCGAAAGAUCACGCAUCGCGGUCUACGUGAUGCAUGCGGAGCAAGACUACACUACUUUUGUGGCCUGUACAGAGCUACCUAAGCGCGGCUUCACUACUUUCUGUGCCAACAAUGAAGCUAGCAAGUAUGGAUACAUGUCAGACCUGAACUUUGAGGACAUGAUGACAGAGAUCAACACCGGUAUGGCUUGGCUACGCAACCUGACCGACAUCGACAAGGUUGUGAUCCUAGGCCAUAGUGGUGGUGGCGCAAUGAUGGCAGCAUACCAAAACGUCGCAGAGAACGGUGUUUCGGCAUGCAAUGGUGCUGAGAAAAUCUACCCGUGCUCUGACGCGAUGGCUGGCCUUGAACCUGCUGAUGGCCUAAUGUUGUUAGAUGCCAAUUACGGUCUUUCCACCAUGGCGUUACUGAGCCUGAACCCUGCCAUUGAAGAUGAGACCGACACGUCCAGGUUAAACCAAUCUUUGAGCGUCUACAAUCCUGCCAACGGAUUCAACAAUAAUACCCAGUCCAAGUACACCGCCGAUUUCAAGAGUCGAUUCCAGCAGGGCGUCGUGGCACGCAACAACCGCAUCCUACAGUAUGCCCAGACGCGCCUCAAGGCACUUGAGGCCGGCAAGGGAAUGUUUGGUGACGAUGAGCCACUGACUAUCCCAGCUUCACUUUAUAUUGGAUUCAACAAUCUAUUCUUUGCCCAGGACACCCGGUACCUGCACCAUACCACAUAUGCCUGGCCUCUGCUCCGUAAGAACGGCACCACCACGCAAAUCGUCCCAUCUGUACGCGUCCCCGGUAACUUUAAGGACUACUCCAAUAAAUGGCAGAGUGGGGCGCUGAAGACUACCAUCCGUCGAUUCUUGUCUACCUUUGCCAUCCGAGUCACCGACAAAUUCAACAUCAAGGCAGACAACAUCGAGGGCAUUGACUAUGCCUCGAGCCAGACGGCACCCCAUGCAUCCGUUCAGGGUAUUCGCGUCCCUCUCCUAACCAUGGGCAUGACGGGUCAUUACGAGUACUUGAACGCGGAGAAGCUCCACCUCAACGCCGUCAGCAACGACACUGCGAUUGCUUUUGUGGAGGGAGCUCAGCACACUAUCAACACUUGCACCGAGUGCGAGUCCUAUCCCGGUGAAUUUGGGGACACUGUUGUGACAUGUUUCGAUUAUGUUGCGGAGUGGUUGGCCAAGCCAGGUCGCUUCCUUUAG
Molecule: messenger RNA, 1359 nt
Organism: Aspergillus bombycis
Lineage: Eukaryota; Fungi; Ascomycota; Eurotiomycetes; Eurotiales; Aspergillaceae
Exons: 1
Coding region: 1-1359 (452 amino acids)
Source: RefSeq, a predicted model, not a curated record